UCAGAGUUUAGGUGACUGUGUGAUCUUGAAUCAACCUGGAAGAUGAAUUUCACCAUUUUAUGGUUUGUUUUGCUUUUCUGUGGCUCGAUUUCGGCCCAGGAUGAUGGCAAUGCUACUGAAACACAGUUAUGCCAUCCUGAUAUGUGUGACCUCAUGAAGGAGUUUGCUGCCAUGAAAGAAAAACUUGGAGCUGUAGAAACCAGGCUGAAGGACAGUGAAAACCAGAUUCUGGACCUGAAGAAUAAAGAAAGAACCAAGGUGAUAUUCAGUGCAGCUACUGAAGGAGAUAGAGCCAUUGGACCAUUCAACACAGAAACAACUUUAAUCUACAGAAGAGUGAUUACAAACAUUGGAAAUGCCUACAAUCAAUUCACAGGUCACUUCAUCGCACCUGUUGCAGGUGUUUAUCACUUUACCAUAUUUUAUCAUGCUGGAGGAGAACAUCGGGUAAGGCUGUUUCUGUACAAGAACAAUCACAUAAUGGCUGAGACUCAUGAUCACCCGUCAGUGUCUGACACAGCUGAUAAUGGAGGAAACGCAGUGUUCCUGGAGCUACAGCCAGGAGACAACGUCUAUGUAAACAUGCACGUAAAUACACAUGUGUGGGGUUCCUCCAGAGCUACAACUUUCAGUGGGUUUCUGGUCUCUCAACUGUGAUAAUGGAUCCCUUCACAAUAAUUUACCACUUUGUUGGGAUAAAUAAUCAAUACUAGAUGCAUUUCUAGAUUUGUCAAAUUCAUGAUUCAUUUAUUACCAAUAUACUUUGAAACCAGCUUAGAAAGAUGGCAGUUGUAUUGUCUGUACAUUCACAGAAAUAAACCAUCUCAAAUGGAGUUCUCACUCUAAAAAAAGUGGAUGAUUUUGUGAAUGAGGGUAAGCAAAACCUGAUUUCUAUUAUGAACCUUGCUGUAUUAUUGUGUAAUGAUAAUUGUAUGUUGAUUGAUGUUUGAUUGAUGUUUGUUAUGUUGUGUUGUUUAUUUGUUUGUCAAGAUUUGAACACAUCUAAUAUUCAAAUGUUAGUACUAUGACUUUAUGGCAGCAUAUAGAUUGAAAUGUAUGUGUUCUAAUGCCUACAAACACCUCUGUUUCAGGAACCAACCAUUCAGUGGUUUUUCUGUUCACUUGAAUGUGAGAAUCAAUGCACUGUAUUUCUGUUAU
Molecule: messenger RNA, 1158 nt
Organism: Dicentrarchus labrax (European seabass)
Lineage: Eukaryota; Metazoa; Chordata; Actinopteri; Moronidae
Product: complement C1q-like protein 3
Exons: 3
Coding region: 43-657 (204 amino acids)
Molecular function (GO): protein binding
Source: RefSeq, a predicted model, not a curated record